AUGGAAGAAGACUUCGAGAAAGGAACCGCGCCCAAGUGGUUUUGCUACAGCGACUUGGCCAUGGCCACCGACAACUUUUCCGACGAUAAGAAGCUCGGGCAAGGGGGCUUCGGCUCGGUGUACAAAGGAUUCCUCAAGGAACUGGACCUUCACGUGGCCAUCAAAAGAGUCUCCAAGGGCUCGAAGCAAGGGAGGAAGGAGUAUGCCUCUGAGGUGAGGGUCAUAAGCCGGCUUCGCCACAAGAACCUUGUGCAGCUUAUCGGCUGGUGCCAUGGAGGCCGUGAGUUGCUCCUCGUCUACGAGUUGAUGCCCAACGGCAGCCUCGACAGGCAUCUCUGCGCUGCCAAUAAUGCCAUUCUUCCAUGGUCGGUUAGGCACGCCGGCACAAUGGGAUACAUGGAUCCAGAAUGCAUGAUCACUGGCAAGGCCAACGCCGAGUCAGAUGUUUACAGCUUCGGCGUUGUCCUCCUGGAGAUCGCCUGCGGCAGACGACCCGUGGUGGUGGUUCACCAAGAAGAAGAAGAUGAUGAUGAAGAUGCGGUCCACCUGGCUCAGUGGGUCUGGAGCUCGUAUGGAAGAGGGAAGAUCCUGGAUGCCGCCGACACACGGAUUGGAGGAGAAUUCGAUGCCCGGGAGAUGGAGUGCAUGCUGAUCGUCGGGCUUUGGUGUGCUCAGCUCGAUCUGAAGCUGAGACCGUCUAUCAGGCAGGCUCUCAACGUGUUGCGGUUUGAGGCGCCCCUCCCUCCCCUCCCCUCAAGGAUGCCGGCUGCAAGCUACAUGCCACCGGUCAGUGGUACAGGGAGCUGCACAUCUUCAUCGGCGGUAACACGCCAAUCAACGGCGCGGCCGCCACUCAGUCGAGCUUGA
This is a messenger RNA of Triticum turgidum subsp. durum (durum wheat), 867 nucleotides long. NCBI's taxonomy places the organism in Eukaryota, Viridiplantae, Streptophyta, Magnoliopsida, Poales, Poaceae. The record is from the annotation of a GenBank genome assembly.